Messenger RNA from Spea bombifrons (plains spadefoot toad), 1865 nucleotides. It is a transcript of the gene CTSC, whose product is annotated as cathepsin C. The coding region runs from base 64 to 1446 and encodes 460 amino acids. The record is from RefSeq and is a predicted model, not a curated record. Gene Ontology annotation, molecular function: cysteine-type endopeptidase activity. NCBI's taxonomy places the organism in Eukaryota, Metazoa, Chordata, Amphibia, Anura, Pelobatidae. The transcript is spliced from 7 exons. Gene Ontology annotation, cellular component: lysosome.
CCCUGCUGAGUAUUUAACCCCUGACGUUUGGCUUCCUGCUCUGUCUGUCUGCUGGGCGCCGGGAUGGAGAAGCUGCUCUGUGUGUUGAUCGGGCUGGCCGCCUGGGGCCACCUGGGCUCCGCCGAUACCCCGGCCAACUGCUCCUUCCCCGACCUGGAGGGCACCUGGGAGUUUAGCGUGGGGCAGGGGAGGGGAGGCGUCCGGACUAACGACAUCGACUGCUCGCAGAUGGGUCCCGUGGAGCGCAAACUCACCCUCCGUCUGAAGCAGCUCAAUGUUGCCGAAGACGAGGCUGGAAAUAUCGGCUUCUUCACUCUGAUCUACAAUCAAGGGUUUGAAGUCAAAAUAAAUAACUACAAGUGGUUUGCCUUCUUCAAGUACGAGCAGCAUGGCUCCAACGUUACCAGUUACUGCCACGAGACCUUCCCCGGCUGGGUGCACGACGUGCUCGGUAGGAACUGGGCGUGCUUUGUUGGGAAGAAGGUCGUGUCUUCGCCUCGUCCGGUUGUAAACCCGGUCCCGUUUCCAGAUGAUGCGGGCAGACUAUCCAGCAGACCCUAUAAGUAUAACUUGGGCUUCGUUGAGCAGAUAAAUAAGGCUCAGAAAUCCUGGACUGCAAAAGUGUAUCCGGAAUAUGAGACGAUGUCGAUCGAGGACCUCAUUAGACGGGCUGGUGGCCGCUACUCCAGGAUCCCGCGAAUACCGCAGCCUGCCCCCAUGCCCGAUGACGAGAAGUAUAAGGGUCUUCCACCUGUGUUUGACUGGAGGGAUAUUAGUGGCUUUGAUUUCGUCAGCCCGGUGAGAAACCAAGGUGCUUGCGGAAGCUGUUAUUCUUUUGCUACAAUGGGAAUGCUGGAAUCCCGAAUCCGUGUCUCAACCCAACUACGCCAGAAACCUAUCCUGAGUCCCCAACAGGUUGUGUCCUGCAGCAACUACUCCCAAGGCUGCGACGGAGGCUUCCCGUAUCUUAUCGCUGGAAAAUAUGCUCAAGACUUCGGCAUUGUAGAAGAGUCCAACUUUCCCUACACUGGCAGAGAUUCCGCUUGUACUCUCAAAGACGACUAUUACAGAUACUACACCGCCGAGUACCACUAUGUGGGAGGCUUUUAUGGAGGCUGCAAUGAAGCCUACAUGAAGUACGAGCUCCUGAUGGGUGGCCCUCUGGCUGUAGCGUUUGAAGUCUAUAGUGACUUCAUGCAUUAUUCAGGCGGGAUCUACCAUCACACGGGGCUGCAGGACAAGUUCAACCCGUUCCAGUUGACUAAUCACGCGGUUCUGCUGGUUGGUUACGGGGUGGAUUCAACUACUGGGGAGAAGUACUGGAUUGUGAAAAAUAGCUGGGGAGAGUCUUGGGGCGAGAAGGGGUACUUCAGGAUACGCAGGGGCACUAAUGAGUGUGCUAUAGAGAGCAUAGCUGUCUCUGCCACACCGAUUCCUAAGAUGUAGGCAAUCUAGGCCAAACCAUCCUUGGGCAACAGGAUCAUGGUCCAUACCAUGACCAUUGACUGGGAUCUAAGACCAUGGCAAUGCAGGCCUUACAAAAGCCAUAUUAGGGGGUUUGGGUAUAUAAAGGGGUUCAUCCGCCGUCUGUCUCGGGUGGUAAUGCUGGCGUAGAUGAUCAUUGAUCCCUGAGGGUUAUUUGAGUGAUUAAGGUGCCACACGCUGUCAUUGUCUAAUUUUGUGUUCCACUUUCUUGUUAAAGAAUCUCAGAAAUCUGAAUGGUUCUCUAAGCACUUCAAACUAAGCACUUGUCAAUUAAAAGGGAUUAAUUUUGUACGUGCCUUAAUUCUUUGAAAUCAGGGAAUGUUUUUAAAAUUUAGCUUUGUAUCUCGGAAUGCUGAAAUAAAGUUUGUUUUUUAUUUUGC